Messenger RNA from Arabidopsis thaliana (thale cress), 2687 nucleotides. RefSeq names its product NB-ARC domain-containing disease resistance protein. Gene Ontology annotation, biological process: defense response; response to other organism. Lineage: Eukaryota; Viridiplantae; Streptophyta; Magnoliopsida; Brassicales; Brassicaceae. Gene Ontology annotation, molecular function: ADP binding. The transcript has a single exon. The coding region runs from base 144 to 2687 and encodes 847 amino acids. The record is from RefSeq and is marked reviewed.
GAAUUUAAUCAAAUGUCAACACCAAACAUCUACAAAGUCAAGUGUCAGAGGCUUUCGAAAACUUGAAAUUGUUGACAUUAGGAAACAAAGCAUAUCUUCAAUCUUCUCCAUAUUUUGAAAUCUUUCAAUUUGAUUCUGUUGAGAUGGUAGAUGCUGUCACUGGUUUCGUUUUGAAUAAGAUCGGCGGCUAUCUCAUCAAUGAAGUAUUGGCGUUGAUGGGAGUCAAAGAUGAUCUAGAGGAGCUGAAGACGGAGUUGACGUGCAUCCAUGGUUAUCUUAAGGAUGUUGAAGCUCGAGAAAGAGAAGAUGAGGUCUCGAAAGAGUGGACAAAACUGGUUUUAGAUAUCGCCUAUGAUAUCGAGGAUGUUUUGGACACCUAUUUCUUGAAACUUGAAGAAAGAUCACUAAGACGAGGCUUGUUGAGAUUGACCAACAAAAUAGGCAAAAAGAGAGAUGCUUACAACAUAGUUGAAGAUAUUAGAACCCUGAAGAGAAGAAUCUUGGAUAUAACUCGCAAGCGGGAGACUUUUGGUAUAGGAAGCUUCAAUGAGCCUCGAGGAGAGAAUAUUACAAAUGUUAGAGUGAGGCAGCUUCGACGUGCUCCACCUGUUGAUCAAGAAGAGCUAGUGGUUGGUUUGGAAGAUGAUGUUAAGAUUCUUUUGGUAAAGCUUCUUAGUGAUAAUGAGAAAGACAAGAGUUAUAUUAUCUCCAUAUUCGGUAUGGGAGGUCUAGGAAAAACUGCACUUGCCAGGAAGCUUUACAACUCGGGGGAUGUGAAGAGAAGAUUUGAUUGCCGUGCGUGGACCUAUGUUUCUCAAGAGUAUAAAACAAGAGAUAUACUUAUCAGAAUUAUAAGAUCGCUGGGAAUAGUUUCUGCAGAAGAAAUGGAAAAGAUCAAAAUGUUUGAAGAGGAUGAGGAGUUAGAAGUUUACCUUUACGGUCUUCUAGAGGGAAAAAAUUAUAUGGUGGUAGUAGACGAUGUAUGGGAUCCAGACGCGUGGGAGAGCUUGAAGAGAGCAUUACCAUGCGAUCACAGAGGAAGUAAAGUCAUCAUCACAACGCGUAUUAGAGCAAUAGCUGAAGGUGUGGAGGGGACAGUCUACGCUCAUAAGUUAAGGUUCUUGACGUUUGAAGAAAGCUGGACGUUGUUUGAACGGAAAGCAUUCAGCAAUAUUGAAAAGGUUGAUGAGGAUCUGCAGAGAACUGGAAAAGAAAUGGUUAAAAAAUGCGGUGGAUUACCGCUUGCUAUAGUCGUGCUUUCUGGGCUUUUGUCUAGGAAAAGGACAAACGAGUGGCAUGAGGUGUGUGCUAGUUUAUGGCGACGCCUAAAGGAUAACUCCAUUCACAUUUCCACUGUGUUUGAUCUAAGCUUUAAGGAGAUGCGACAUGAGUUGAAACUUUGCUUUCUUUACUUUAGCGUCUUCCCUGAGGACUACGAGAUCAAGGUAGAGAAAUUGAUACACUUACUUGUAGCAGAAGGGUUUAUACAAGAAGAUGAAGAGAUGAUGAUGGAAGACGUGGCUCGAUGUUAUAUUGACGAGCUGGUAGAUAGAAGUUUAGUGAAAGCUGAAAGAAUUGAAAGAGGAAAGGUGAUGUCUUGUAGAAUCCAUGAUCUACUGAGAGACUUGGCUAUCAAGAAAGCUAAAGAGCUUAACUUUGUAAAUGUUUACAACGAGAAGCAGCAUUCUUCUGAUAUUUGCAGAAGAGAAGUGGUUCACCAUCUUAUGAACGACUAUUACUUGUGUGACAGACGUGUAAACAAACGAAUGCGAUCCUUCUUAUUCAUCGGAGAACGGAGGGGUUUUGGUUAUGUCAAUACCACAAACUUGAAACUGAAGCUACUUCGAGUGCUAAAUAUGGAAGGGCUUUUGUUUGUUAGUAAAAAUAUCAGCAAUACUUUACCAGAUGUGAUCGGGGAAUUAAUCCAUUUGAGGUAUCUAGGGAUUGCUGAUACUUACGUUAGCAUUUUACCAGCUUCCAUCUCCAAUUUACGGUUUCUACAAACACUAGAUGCGUCAGGCAAUGAUCCCUUCCAGUACACAACCGAUCUUAGUAAGCUCACAUCACUAAGGCAUGUCAUCGGAAAAUUUGUGGGAGAAUGUCUAAUAGGCGAAGGAGUAAACCUUCAGACCUUGAGGUCUAUCUCUUCCUACAGCUGGAGCAAACUGAACCAUGAGUUACUCAGAAAUCUUCAGGACUUGGAGAUCUACGAUCACUCUAAGUGGGUAGACCAGAGAAGAGUUCCUUUAAACUUUGUUUCUUUCUCUAAACCGAAAAAUCUCCGUGUCCUAAAGCUUGAAAUGAGAAACUUCAAGUUAUCAUCGGAAUCAAGGACAACAAUUGGGUUAGUGGAUGUGAACUUUCCCAGUCUUGAGUCUCUGACACUUGUCGGAACAACUCUUGAGGAAAACUCAAUGCCUGCUUUGCAGAAGUUACCUAGACUGGAAGAUCUGGUCUUGAAAGAUUGUAAUUACUCGGGAGUGAAGAUCAUGAGCAUCAGUGCACAAGGUUUUGGUCGGUUGAAGAAUCUUGAAAUGUCCAUGGAAAGAAGAGGCCAUGGAUUAGAUGAGUUGCGAAUUGAAGAAGAGGCCAUGCCUAGUUUAAUAAAGCUGACUGUGAAGGGCCGAUUAGAACUAACUAAGCUGAUGAUUCCUGAUCGAUUGAAAGCGUUUGUUCGACGCAACUAA